Dichotomopilus funicola is the source of this 1686-nucleotide messenger RNA. Its product is annotated as cytochrome P450-like protein. The record is from RefSeq and is a predicted model, not a curated record. Lineage: Eukaryota; Fungi; Ascomycota; Sordariomycetes; Sordariales; Chaetomiaceae. The transcript is spliced from 4 exons. The coding region runs from base 1 to 1686 and encodes 561 amino acids. Gene Ontology annotation, molecular function: oxidoreductase activity, acting on paired donors, with incorporation or reduction of molecular oxygen; heme binding; monooxygenase activity.
AUGAUAACAGACUCCAUCCUCCCCUUCAUCCGCCACUAUUGGCCCUCCCUCCUCCUGGUCCUCCUCCUCGCCCGCCUCAUCCGCAACCGCUUCCACAACGGCCUGCACAAGUACCCAGGCCCCUUUCUCGCCUCGCUGACCGACUGGUGGCGCUUCUGGGACGUCUACCACCGCCGCCCGGAAUUGUCUCAUAUCGCGCUGCACCGCCGGUAUGGCCCUGUUGUGAGGUUGGGGCCGAAUACGCUGUCGUUUGCCGAUCCGGAGGUGUUGAAGGUGGUGUAUGGGUUGAAUAAGGGGUUUGUUAAGUCCGACUUCUACGUCGUCCAACAGGCGGUAGUCAAAGGCCACAGCCUGCAGUCGCUGUUCAGCACGACGGACAACGACUUCCACAUGCAGUUCCGCCGGUGUGUCAACUCGGCGUUUGCCAUGUCUGCACUGGUGCAGUACGAGCCGUUUGUGGAUAACACGACAAGGCUGUUUUUGAAGCAGACGGAGCGGUUGUAUGUGGGUGCUGCUGGUAGUGGUGGUGGCGUAGCGUGUGACUUUACGCGCUGGCUGCAGUUUUAUGCGUUUGAUGUGAUUGGGGAGAUCACGUACAGCAAGAGGCAUGGGUUUAUCGAGCGGAAUGAGGAUGUCGAUGGGAUUGUGGCGUACUUGACGAAGUUGUUUCUUUAUGUUGCUCCGAUCGGCCAAAUCCCCCUCCUCGACCGCCUUUUCCUCAAAAACCCCCUCUACCUUAAACUCUCCGAAUGGGGCCUCCUCGACGCCACCUUCCCCGUCGCCAAAUUCGCCCGCGCCCGCAUGGCCGAGCGUCUCCCCGAGCUCCAACAGACCCAGGCUGAAAAACACACCAACACCACCACCACUUCCUCCCCAACUCUCCCCACCACCGAAACAAAGAAACCCCUCGUCACCUCCCCCGACCUCCUCUCCAAAUUCCUCGCCGCUCGCACCGCCCGCCCUGAAUUCAUGUCCGACACCCUCGUACAAACCAUGGCCGUAAGCAUGGCCUUCGCGGGGUCCGAAACCACCGCCAUUUCCCUCUCCGCCAUCUUCUACUUCCUCCUCAAAACCCCUUCCGCCCUUUCCCGCCUCCGUGAUGAAAUCGACUCUGCCGCCCGCGCGGGUAAGUUUUCGGAUUAUGAAACGGGGCUGGUAACCUGGCACGAAAGCCAGAACCAUCUGCCGUAUCUGGAUAUGUGUGUCAAGGAAGCGUUUCGGUUACAUCCCGCUCCUGGGUUGCCGCUGGAGAGGGUGGUUCCCGCCGGCGGAGUGGAGAUUGUCCCCGGGAGUGGGGAGAGGGUGAAGGGGGGCACGGUGGUGGGGUGUUCGGCGUGGGUGGUGCACCGGGAUGAGAGGGUGUUUGGGGAGAGGGUGGAGGAGUUUUGGCCGGAGAGGUGGGAGGUGAAGGACGAAAGGGAUGAGGGGAGGGUGAGGGUGAUGAAUGGGACGAUGUUGCAGUUUGGGAUGGGUAGUCGGACGUGUAUUGGGAAGAAUAUUAGUUUGUUGGAGAUUUAUAAGGUCGUGCCGAGUUUGUUGAGGCGGUUUGAGAUCCGCUUCGAUGACCCCAACUCGGAGUGGGAAAUUGUCAACGCCUGGUUUGUCAAGCAGAGCAACUUUAUCACUAGGUUUGAGCUGCGGGAUAUCGUGAUGCCUGAGGAGGGGGUCAAGGUGGAAAGGCAUUAA